Messenger RNA from Esox lucius (northern pike), 3465 nucleotides. RefSeq names its product O-6-methylguanine-DNA methyltransferase (gene mgmt). The transcript has 6 exons. Lineage: Eukaryota; Metazoa; Chordata; Actinopteri; Esociformes; Esocidae. Gene Ontology annotation, cellular component: nucleus. The record is from RefSeq and is a predicted model, not a curated record. Gene Ontology annotation, molecular function: methylated-DNA-[protein]-cysteine S-methyltransferase activity. The coding region runs from base 261 to 833 and encodes 190 amino acids. Gene Ontology annotation, biological process: DNA repair.
AAGCAACCAGUUUAUAAUACUAUAUAACGGUUGUGCUACAGACCUCGGGUACGAGGAAUAGUUUUAGGCAACUAAUUAAAAACGCAACAUACACUUGCUGACUGUUCCACCGCGUUGUCAGUUAAUGACUUCCGCAGAAACGUAACGCGUUUUGACAUGCCUUCAUCCUUCGGGUAACAACGGGACACGUUUUCAGUAGUGCUGGUAAACAAAGCACCAGGUUAUUGGUACAAUACGGGUGAUAUUGAACAGGCAAUGCCAUGAAGCGCAGGAGCCCAAGUUGGUGCACACAGAGGACCAUCUCUUUGAAAAGUCCUCUGGGACAGAUCCAAAUCAGCGGAUGUAAAAUCGGUGUGCACACUAUUCAGCUUCUAAUGGAUGUUGCACCUGCAGAAAGGAGUGACAACGCCUCUCUAAGCUCUGUGUUCAUUGUUAACGAUGGCCAAGAGGAAAUGAGCCCAGAGUUGCGGCACUGCGUGGAAUGGCUUCGGGCUUACUUCAGCAAGCCAUGGACCGUAGGGAGGCUCCCACUCCCGGCCUUCCACCACCCCGCCCUGCAUGGAGAUGCUUUCACCAGCCGGGUUUUGCAGACUCUUUUGCGGGAAGUGAAGGUGGGAGAGACAGUGUCGUACAAGGUUCUGGCUGAGAAGGCAGGAAAUCCAAAGGCUGUGAGAGCUGUGGGAGGGGCCAUGAGGAGGAACCCGCUUCCUCUCCUCAUUCCCUGUCACCGCGUCAUCCACGGCAGUGGUCAGACUGGGGCAUACAUGGGUGGCAGAGGUGAUCAUCUGAAACAAUGGCUUCUCAACCACGAGAAGGCAAAAGGGGAAGACUGAAGCACAAUGGAGUAGUAUGUAAACAAGAUGUGUUGUUAACAAUGGACCAUUGCUGAGGAAACCCGUAUAUAGCUGUGUGACAUGGACACAUGGGACAGCUUCACAAAGAAAUGUGUGUCAGCUCUGCCUUAUUUACUGCUCUGCAUCACCGAAGGGAGAGCUUUCAUCUUUUUGUUUUUCUAUUUGCUUCUGUUCAGCUUAUUAAUACUGUCCAGUCUGUGUUUUAAUUUAAUUUCUGGGAAUAGGAUUAAAAGCUUGGGGGUGUUGGUAGGGUAACUGUUGGACUCCAUCUACCCCCUGAGUGUGCCCUCAGAUUUAGGAUGGGGUAAUGUUCCUGCAUACCUUCCGUAGGUGCAUUUAAAUAUGUAAGUAUACGGCCGUGGCACAAGACAAGACAUAGAAACACCAGUACCCAUAUCCAUGAAAAGCAACGUUGUCUUUAUGCCAAUCCUACUCUCUUUUGUUACUCUGUCUUACUGUGUAAUUAAUGUGAUUUAGUCAGAAUGUGUUGUGAAAAUACCAGUGAACAGUUGGGGUUACAAACGUAGUAUGUUCCCAUGGGUUGCUAGUUAUUGUUGGAAUGUUUUUUUUUUCGAAAUAAUAGUUUCCCAAAAUGAUGUCUCUUGAGUCGUUUUCCUUCCUACAAGAAUGCAAGAAUUUUAAGUUUAAUGGAACAAUGGCUUCAGACAUGGUUUUUGUUGGUGGAGAAAUAAUGAUAAUAACAUUAUGAGGUAGGAGACAGAAAUUAAAACAAAUUAAAGUGACGUGAGACAACAUGUAUAUCUGUGGCAUAAACAUUUGAUCUGGAGAAUACCCUUACACAAAAAACAUUGCAACUGCAAUAAAAGUGCAGUAACUGCAGUUAACAGGAAUAUUUUGGACAUUUGUCAUGCUUCAAUGUCUUUGUUAAAAGAAUUGCUACAAAAUUGCUGCAAUUACUAUGCUAAAAGAAACAUGUUAAACUGAUCAUAUUAACAGUUUCAAUUAACUUCCCCGCUCUCUAAGUAUGUGAAUUGUCUUUCUCUUUUAAGUGCAAUAAACGUUGCAGUUUAACUUAGGCUAACUGAAGAGAUAGCUGUGAAACUGCAGUAAACCAAAGUGAUAGUGAAGGUUUUGAAACUGCAGUAAAAUACAGGAACGGCAGCAAACUGCAAUAUUUUGGCAGCAUUUAUUGCAGAAAACGCAGUCUGCUGCAGUUGCAAGGCAAAAUUAGAGCAGUACAAGUUCCAUUAAUUUAAACACUGUAGACUAUUUGCUACAAAAUACUGUUACACUGCAUUACGACUGCACUAAGGGCAGAGGUCGCUGUUAUGCCUGAAUUCAAUCCAAAAGCAAGUCUGCAGUAUUAGAGCAGUUGAAUUUAACCAAUGGCUACAUCCAUCAAGCCUUUAACCAUUCCAGACCCUCUCUUCAUUAUAUUCAACUCGCCACAAUUUAAUACAAGUGUUGAUUUUGUGGCUUUGUACACUAAAAUUGGCUAUUAAAAACUUUGGGGGUGAAAUGACAAACUAUAUAUUUGUUUUAAAUUUGAAAAACACAGAGAAAAUGAAGCUAAAACAGCACUGUUCUUUUUUCUGCUGGCCUGGUCAUUAUCACACCUGGGAUCUCUUACUCACGUGUCCAUGACAGUCAGUUGCCAGUUAGAUUAAAAUUAUAUUGCAUUAAAAGCUGCUGUUCUUGUUCGCUGUUGUCUUUAUUUGCCUAAUUCCCUUCUUUCCCUUCAAGCUUUGUCAUUAUUUUUGAUUAAAACAAACUACACUUCAAGUGUGUAGAAAAGGAAACGGGACUAGACAACCACAAAAUGGGAGUCUUAGGCUCUUCUCAAUUGCCCCCUAUCUACUGGUGGAGAUAUGAGAGGAUUUGAUGAGUGAAAGCAAUCUGGUAGUAGAUCCAACUUACCCUCUGACUGGCUGGUUGUAAGAAUCACCUUGUCACUUAUACCAAUCAAAUCCUCUGUUCUCAACAAGGUUAUUUGGGAGUGGUCCUUUUUCACAUACGCUCUCUCACUCACACACUCACGCACAAACUCACUUUAUAAGCCACCAUGUGGUAGUCUCCUUCAUCUCUGUUGUGGUUUUCUUAUGCUCAGCAUCACACGUGGGAAAAGCUGCAAAGUGCCAUGUUUCAUGUAAUUUAUCAUAUAAAUAUAAAUUCACAUGUUAGACAAUACACAAGUUAAUGUGUUUGUGUUCAUUUGGGUUCUUUUCCUGCUGUUUCAUGAAAUGUUUAUUUUGAUAUGCUGCAUACAAUUUACCUGGUUUUAUUCAUAGAUGUACUUUAUACAACUAAUAGUCACCUAGAUAUACAUUAUUUGUGGCAUCACUCAUGCUUACCUGUUAUUUGUGUGAUUAUUAUGUUUUGCUAUAUGUAACCAACAAACACAGACGUUCAAGUGUAGAAGGUAUUUAAUUCAUGGAGUGCCUUUAUUGCAACUGAGACAAAAAGCAUGUCAGUUGGGUCAAAUUAAGAAAAUACUGUACAAUGUCACUUUAUGAUAGUUUCAGUAUUUUAUUUUUUUCCUCAUUAAAAUAUAAGACAGAACAAAAUGUCAAUACUCUAUUUGGAAUUCUGUAAUAUGAAGUAUUCAGACCACAUCUCUCAUAAGAUUUUAAUAAAACUCCAGAAAUUGUGA